GCCCGGGACGCCAAGGUGUCCGCGCCUGCUGCUUCCUCGCUCCGGGGCGGGGCUCGCGGCAGCGCCGGAGCAAGGCGCAGGGCGGAACCGAGUCCCAGGAGAGGAAGCCGGAAGCCGGGCGCGGGGAGCCUCCCGCUUCGACCUUCGCCCUGCUCGGCGCCUCUUCCGCGCCUGGGACCGCGGAGCCUUCCUGGGUUCUGUGCGCUCCCGCCGCCCGGUGCCGCUCCCCCCGCCCGGUGCCCGCCGCCCGCCUGGGCCCCAAGCAGGUCCCAGGUCUCUGGCUAAUCCUGGCCUCACCGCUAGCGAGGGCGUUUGGGGACCCUGGGUGACCACGGCGCAGCCAUGGGGACCGCGCUUGUGUACCACGAGGACAUGACGGCCACCCGGCUGCUCUGGGACGACCCCGAGUGCGAGAUUGAGCGUCCUGAGCGCCUGACCGCAGCCCUGGACCGCCUGCGGAAGUGCGGCCUGGAACAGAGGUGUCUGCGGUUGUCAGCCCGCGAGGCUUCCGAAGAGGAACUGGGCCUGGUGCACAGCCCCGAGUACGUGUCCCUGGUCAGGGAGACCCAGGUCCUGGGCAAGGAGGAGCUGCAGGCGCUGUCUGGACAGUUUGAUGCCAUCUACUUCCACCCGAGUACCUUUCACUGUGCACGGCUGGCCGUGGGGGCUGCACUGCAGCUGGUGGAUGCUGUGCUCACGGGAGUGGUGCAAAACGGGUUUGCCCUGGUGAGGCCACCUGGGCACCACAGCCAGAGGGCAGCUGCCAAUGGGUUCUGUGUGUUCAACAAUGUGGCCAUAGCAGCUGCACAUGCCAAGCAGAAACACGGGCUGCAGAGAAUCCUCAUCGUUGACUGGGAUGUGCACCAUGGCCAAGGCAUCCAGUAUCUCUUUGAGGAUGACCCCAGCGUCCUUUACUUCUCCUGGCACCGCUAUGAGCAUGGGCGCUUCUGGCCUUUCCUGCGAGAGUCGGAUGCGGAUGCGGUGGGGCGGGGACAGGGCCUCGGCUUCACUGUCAACCUCCCCUGGAACCAGGUCGGGAUGGGAAACGCUGACUAUGUGGCCGCCUUCCUGCACCUGCUGCUCCCACUGGCCUUUGAGUUUGAUCCUGAGCUGGUGCUGGUCUCGGCAGGAUUUGACUCAGCCAUCGGGGACCCUGAGGGGCAAAUGCAGGCCACACCAGAGUGCUUCGCCCACCUCACACAGCUGCUGCAGGUGCUGGCUGGUGGCCGGGUCUGCGCCAUGUUGGAGGGCGGCUACCAUCUGGAGUCAUUGGCAGAGUCGGUGUGCAUGACAGUGCAGACGCUGCUAGGUGACCCGGCUCCACCCCUGUCAGGGCCCAUGGUACCGUGUCAGAGUGCCCUGGAGUCCAUCCAGAGUGUCCGUGCCACCCAGGCCCCAUACUGGAAGAGCCUCCAGCUGCAAGGUCACCUGGCUGGGUGCUGGGCUACAGGACCCCACCUCAGGCUCCUGUGCAGUGGCUGUGACUUUGAACUGUCCCUAGAUGUGACCCCCGUGCCGACGAGUCCCAGCACCCAUUCCCCAGAGGGGAGGCCUCCACCUCUGCUGUCUGGGGGUCCCGUGUGUAAGACGGCUGCAUCUGUACUGAGCUCCCAGUUGGACCAGCUGUGCCUCCACCCUGCACCCCCUGUCUGCCCAGCUGUUGCCCUUACAGCGCCAGAUAUCACAUUGGUCCUGCCCCCUGAUGUCACCCAACAGGAGGGGGCAGCCCUGAAUGAAGAGACAGAAGCCUGGGCCAGGCCACACGAGUCCCUGGCCCAGGAUGAGGCCCUCACUGCACUUGGAAAGCUCCUGUACCUCUUAGAUGGGAUGCUGGAUGGGCAGGUGAGCAGUGGGAUGGUAGCCACUCCACCCUCGGCUGCAGCAGCCACCUUGGAGGUGGCUAUUCAGAGAGGCCUGUCCCACGGAGCCCAGAGGCUGCUGUGUGUGGCCCUGGGACAGCUGGACUGGCCCCCAGAUCUCGUCCAUGAUGGGAGGAUUUUGUGGCUGAACAUCAGGGGCAAGGAGGCGGCUGCCCUAUCCAUGUUCCAGGUCUCCACACCACUGCCAGUGCUGACAGGUGGGUUCCUGAGCUGCAUCUUGGGCUUGGUGCUGCCCCUGGCCUAUGGCUUCCAGCCUGACCUGGUGUUGGUGGCGCUGGGGCCUGCCCAUGGCCUGCAGGGCCCCCACGCUGCACUCCUGACCUCAAUGCUUCGGGGGCCGGCAGGGGGCCGAGUCCUGGCCCUCCUGGAGGAGGACUCCACACCCCAGCUAGCCGGGAUCCUGGCCCGGGUGCUGCACGGAGAGGCACCUCCUAGCCUAGGCCCUUACUCUGUGGCCUCACCAGAGGACGCCCAGGCUCUGAUGUACCUGAGAGGGCAGCUGAAGCCUCAGUGGAAGAUGCUGCAGUGCCGUCCUCACUUGGAGGCUUGAAAUUGGCCAAGGUGGGAGCAUUUACACCGCAGAAAGCACACCGUACGCCAGUGCCCCGCUGCCUGUGGCCGCCGACCCCAGGUCCAGGCCGCUCCUGCCGCUGCGGUGACCCGGUGACCCGGACCUCCGGCCCACAGCUCCCGCUGCACCGGGGCACGGAGCCCCGCCCACUCCCACGCCUGCGAUUCGGCCUCACCCCGCCCCCUCACACCCCUGCUCCCCCGCCUCACCCCUUCCGGCCCCUGCGCCCCACCCUCGGUCCCAUCCUGGCCCCUGAGCCCCGCUGCACUUCGCUCCCAGCCCUGGUGCAGUCAGUAAAUAUCGGCCAAACGAAA
This is a messenger RNA of Callithrix jacchus (white-tufted-ear marmoset), 2765 nucleotides long. RefSeq names its product histone deacetylase 10 (gene HDAC10). The record is from RefSeq and is a predicted model, not a curated record. Gene Ontology annotation, biological process: epigenetic regulation of gene expression. Lineage: Eukaryota; Metazoa; Chordata; Mammalia; Primates; Cebidae. Gene Ontology annotation, molecular function: deacetylase activity.